AUGGAGAAGAAAGACGGGGCAGAUGCGGAAGCCGGCCGCACGACACCAAUACCGUACUGGAAGAUCGUAGCGGACCAGAAAGUAGUCACGCCAGAGAUUGUGAACUGGCCUUACAAGGGAUCUGGCACAGAAGACGACCCAUACCUAGUAGAAUGGAUAGACAACGACCCUCGCAACCCCAUGCUGUUCUCGACAGCUACGAAACUACUCAUCGCCCUUACGGUGGCGUUUGAGACGCUCUGCGUGUCGUUCGGUUCAUCCACGUUCUCUGGCGGAAUUGGUGGUCUUAUACAAGAAUUCGGCGUAAGCCAAGAGAUCGCCAUCCUCGGUCUCUCACUCUUCGUCUUGGGCUUCGCCCUCGGUCCACUUAUAUUCGCACCCAUGAGCGAGCUAUACGGACGGCAAAUCACCUACCUGAUCACCUUUGGAGCCUUUACCGCAUUCAAUGCCGGCACAGCGGGCGCGAAAAACAUCGAAUCCGUGAUCAUCCUCCGUUUCUUCGCCGGCUCCUUCGGGUCAUCGCCGUUGACAAACGGCGGCGGUGUCAUCGCUGACAUGUAUGCCGCAAAGCAGCGUGGUCUCAUGAUGGCCAUCUUCGCAGCCGCUCCGUUUACUGGUCCUGCCCUCGGACCCAUCGUUGGUGGAUUUCUUGGCCAAUACAGAGGCUGGAGAUGGAUAAACGGCAUGGUUGCGAUCUUCGCCGGCUUCAUGUGGAUCUUCGCUGUGCUGUUCGUUCCAGAAACAUAUGCGCCUGUACUGCUGAGGCAACGUGCCACGAAGCUGUCGCAGAUGACUGGAAAGGUAUAUAUUAGCAAGAGCGAUGCGGAUCGUGGGAAGGUUACUCCUGGCGAAGCGCUCAAGACCUCUCUUACACGGCCCUGGAUCCUGCUUUUCCGGGAACCGAUCGUUCUCAUCCUCAGCAUCUACACGGCCAUCAUAUACGGCACACUGUACAUGCUCUUCGGCGCCUUCCCAAUUGUAUAUCAACAGGAGCGUGGAUGGAGCGCCGGUAUCGGCGGUCUCGCUUUCCUCGGCGUUCUCCUGGGGAUGAUCAUCGCGCUGCUCUACGUCAUUUUCGUAGACAACAAAUACUACCAGCGUGCCGUCGAGCAGUCAGGCGGAUAUGCACCGCCUGAGGCUCGUCUGCCCCCAACGAUUAUUGGCGGCAUCGCGCUCCCUGUCGGGCUUUUCUGGUUCGCCUGGACGAAUUACGCCUCCAUCCACUGGAUGGUUAGCAUCGCAGCAGGCGUACCCUUCGGCUUUGGCAUGGUCCUCGUCUUCCUCGGUACCACGAACUACCUCAUCGACUCGUACACCAUCUUCGCCGCCUCCGUUCUCGCUGCGAGCUCUGUCAUCCGUUCCACUUUCGGCGCCGCCUUUCCGCUGUUUACGCGGCAGAUGUACGAGAGCCUUGGCAUCCACUGGGCUUCGACUAUACCGGCGUUCCUAGCGCUGGUUUGCGCACCGUUUCCGUUCUUGUUCUAUAAAUAUGGCGCGCCUAUUCGCAUGAAGUGCAAGUACGCCGCGCAGGCUGACGCUUUCAUGAAGUCGCUCCGCCCACAGACUGAUAUUGAGGAGGAGGAAGUUACCUCCGAUCAUGAGGGUGAGGCGGAGAAGGAGGCGGAAAAGGAAACUGAGGAAAUUGAUUCUGAGGAAGAACGGCCGCGCUUUGAGAGGAUCAAGACGGGGAGGAGUGUGAGGAGUGUGAGGAGUGAAAGAGGCAGGGAGGACGGAUGGAAUGACAAUCCUUACGAUAUCGAUCGCGUCCACACAAGAGAAUCCUUCAGGAGUGAGAGUCGACCAAGAGCUGCGAGUCGAGCGAGGAGUUUACGGAGGACUGCUAGUAGGACUUAA
Molecule: messenger RNA, 1854 nt
Organism: Coniosporium apollinis CBS 100218
Lineage: Eukaryota; Fungi; Ascomycota; Dothideomycetes
Exons: 2
Coding region: 1-1854 (617 amino acids)
Biological process (GO): transmembrane transport
Molecular function (GO): transmembrane transporter activity
Source: RefSeq, a predicted model, not a curated record